AUGCGCUUCUCUGUUCUCGCUGCUACCGGCCUUAUCGGCGCCGUUGCCGCUGCCCCGGCCCCUGUUGCCCUUCAGUACGAUGAUGUCGUCGUCGUUGGUGAGGAUGGCUCCCACCAGAUCAUGAAGUCUGCCGAGUACGACGCUCUCCAGGCUCGUGCCUCUCUCGAGGUUGCUCCCGCUGUUCUUCCCCGCAGCGAGGGCGUCUCUGCCCGCGGCUGUGCCGAGUCCACCGAGGUCCAGGUCCUCUCUGACGAUGAGUUCCUUAACUGGGACAUUGCCAUCUCCCCCGUCCUGAGCUCCAUUGGCGGCAGCGCUACCGUCUCUGUUGCCAACGGCUACUCCCUCUCCAACACCGUCACUGUCAGCUCCGGUAUCACCGGCAGCUUCGCUGAGGGUGUCUUGGGUCUGUCCCUCUCCGUCUCUUACGCCCAGUCUUGGACCACCACCGAGACCCAGACUCUUGGCUUCACCGUCCCCGAGGGCCAGUACGGCCUCGUCGUCUCCCAGCCCAACGUCCGCCGCGUCAAGGGUAACAUCCUGUCCGGCUGCACCGACAGCCCCAAGAAGACGGAGUUCACCUCCGACACCUACUCUAGCCAGAACUACGGUAACCUUAACUGGGUCAAGGGUGUCAUCCGUCUCUGCAACAGCACCACCUACCCCGUUCCCUACUGCAACGGUGAGGGUGCCCACCGAUAA
Molecule: messenger RNA, 699 nt
Organism: Colletotrichum truncatum
Lineage: Eukaryota; Fungi; Ascomycota; Sordariomycetes; Glomerellales; Glomerellaceae
Source: RefSeq, a predicted model, not a curated record